Messenger RNA from Pristis pectinata (smalltooth sawfish), 5828 nucleotides. It is a transcript of the gene clcnk, whose product is annotated as chloride channel K. The record is from RefSeq and is a predicted model, not a curated record. The transcript has 19 exons. The coding region runs from base 24 to 2114 and encodes 696 amino acids. Gene Ontology annotation, molecular function: voltage-gated chloride channel activity. Gene Ontology annotation, biological process: chloride transport; transmembrane transport. NCBI's taxonomy places the organism in Eukaryota, Metazoa, Chordata, Chondrichthyes, Rhinopristiformes, Pristidae. Gene Ontology annotation, cellular component: membrane.
UCUUCAUAUGUCUUAUAUGUACAAUGGAUGAAGUAUGGGGAGGAGAGAAAGUUUCCAGCCCAGGAGCAGAAGAAAGUUCUCCUUUGCAGCAAAACCCACAGAGACCCUGGCCCAAAACAAGGGACCGUGUAGCAGCAUGUUUAACUUUUGUCAAACGUCAACUCUUCCGGGCGGGAGACGACUGGUAUUUUCUCUUCAUUCUUGGUGUGUUAAUGGCUCUCAUUAGUUUUGCAAUGGACUUCACAGUGGUCAAACUUUUCAAAGCUCAUCGAUGGCUCUACGAGCAGUUAGACGGCAACGAUCUUCUGCAGUACAUGUCUUGGAUUGUGUACCCUGUUGCAAUGACAACAUUCUCCACUGGUUUCUCUCAGUGUGUGUCACCGCAGUCAGGAGGUUCAGGGAUUCCGGAGCUGAAGACUAUCCUGACCGGAGUUCUUCUGGAGGAGUACCUGACCAUGAAAACCUUUGCAGCAAAAGUGGUUGGUUUGAUAUGUUCACUGGCAGCAGGAAGCACAAUCUUUUUGGGGAAAGUGGGUCCCUUUGUGCACAUCUCCACCAUGAUCGCCACCUACUUGGGAAGGAUUCGAACUACAGUCACCAGGGAUUAUGAAAAUAAGAACAAGCGGUACGAGAUGCUGGUGGCAGCAGCGGCUGUCGGGGUCGCGAGUUGCUUUGGCGCACCCAUCAGCGGCGUCCUGUUCAGUGUGGAGGUGAUGUCAUCCCAUUUUGCAGUGCGAAACUAUUGGAGAGGAUUCUUUGCUGCCACAUGCAGUGCAUUCAUGUUCCGACUUCUUUCUGUGUUCAACAAUGAACAAGAAACUAUCAUUGCUCUUUUCAAGACGAAGUUCAAAGUUGACUUCCCAUUUGAUUUACCAGAGACUGUAAUCUUUAUCAUCCUUGGAAUCAUCUGUGGGAUCCUGAGCUGCGUCUAUCUCUACUGUCAGCGCAGACUGCUGGGUUACGUCAAGAGAAACGCUUUUGUCCAGAAUUUCAUGGCAACCGAGAAAACUGUGUAUUCUGGACUUCUGACCUUAUUCUUGGCAUCCAUCACCUUCCCUGCUGGCCUGGGGCAGUUCAUGGCAUCCAGGCUCACCAUGAAGGAACUUCUCUCCUCGCUCUUCGAUCAUCGGCCAUGGGGCGUGCUCUCUCAGAAUGCAACACUUAACGUCCACACAAGGGUGGACCCUGACAAUCUCUGGAUCGAUUGGUGUCACCCCACCUUCACUUUUUAUGGCACCCUCCUGUUCUUCUUAUUUAUGAAGUUUUGGAUGUUGAUUCUUGCCACCACUAUGGCAAUGCCAGCUGGAUACUUCAUGCCCGUACUUAUUUAUGGUGCCGUUAUAGGUCGAAUGGUGGGAGAAUUUAUGGCUUUUAUAUUUCCCAAUGGCAUCAAUUCAGAGGGAGUUUUGAACCCGAUAAUCCCUGGGGGAUAUGCCCUUGCAGGAGCAGCAGCAUUUUCUGGAGCUGUGACCCAUACCUUGUCCACGGCAUUAUUGGUAUUUGAGCUCACUGGGCAGAUAGCUCAUUUCUUACCUGUUUUACUGGCUGUACUUGUGGCAAAUGCCAUUACACAGAAAUUCCAACCUUCUUUCUAUGAUGGAACCAUCAUUGUAAAGAAGCUGCCAUAUUUACCCAAAAUACGGAGCAGUGACAUUGGCUCUUACAGUGUGACAGUGGAACAGUUCAUGAACACCAACCUCAAGUGUUUGGACCAAAGUUUCAGCUACGCAGAUAUCCUGCAAGUGAUAACCUCCAGUUCCGAUGCCGUAUAUCCUGUUGUUGAGAGUGCAGAAUCCAUGAUGCUCGUGGGAUCAGUUCAAAGGAGCGAGCUUACCAAUUUUCUUCAGACUCAAGGAGAACAGAAAAGCCACAAGGAAAAAUUGCAACUGAAAGAAGUGGAUGUAAAGUUUAGGGGAAGGUGGAAUAUUGAUCCAAUAACUUUCCAACUGUCUCCAAGCACAUCACUGCACCAGGCCCAUAAACUGUUCGAACUCCUUGUCCUUCAGCACACGUUUGUCACUUCUGCAGGCAGGGUUGUUGGCUUCGUAACCAGAAACGAGCUAAAGAAAGUGAUUGAAGACCUGGCAAAUGGGCGCAUCCCAGUCAAGUCAUAAUUACCACGGAAGAGCCAUGUGUCAUUUUACAGGCCACCCUGCAACCUUGCCCAGAGUUUAACAAGACAUGCUGUGCAGUAUACUGGUGUUUACUACGAGUAAACACCAAAAGGUCAUGUGUCCUCAAAUGCACACCUACAUUCCAAAAUGUUUAAUAAUACACUGAACUUCCUUUACUACAACAAAUUGUUUUAGUUGUGACCCAUUAAUAAUAUAAAAUAUUAAAAAUGCAUUAAAUGAUAAGAAACAGAUGGGUUACCUAAAUUUUUCCUUGGGAUAACUGUAAUAAUUUAGUUUUAACAUUCAGUCUGAAGCUUUCUUGUUUUCUAAGAAAUAUACUUUAUGUAAGGGAAGGGGUAGUUUAGAUUGAUGUCAGAAGCAAGUUAUAGUGCACCCCAGCCCAGGCAAACAAAGGUCCCACAAACUGUCGUCACUUAAUGUUAUCCAAGUUAGUUCAUCCUUCAGACUGAUAUUUUUACAAGCUGGUGGAAAGACACCAUCACCAAUGCUUGACCAGGGGCAAUUUCUUUCAUUGUGCCAUUUACGUUUUUGCCAGCUGUGUUGAAUAUGAGAUUGUACAGUGUAAGAUUCUAGGCUACAAUCAAUGUCACUCCAUUACUUGUUGAACUACAGUGACUGAUGGUAAGGCUAUGCCUUGAUUUUAUAUUAUUAUCCUCUUUUCAUUGUUUUCCUUCUAUUGUCUCACCCUCUCUGUGUUUGAAACCUUAUUCAGACCUUCCGAGGUGUCUGGUCACUUGCUUGUGCCUGACAUUAAUGGCUCUAUCACUGUUGGCUCUACUUUCAGUUUCCAAGCUUUUGGUUACUUACCUAUUUCCUUAUCAAUGUUUGGUUUGAUAAUACAGCUGUGUAAAACCUUGAGACGUUUUUGCUACAUUAGUGGUUGGACAUAAAUAAAGAAUGUUGAUGAACAGAGAGACCAUGGAGUUCAAGUCCAUAGCUCCCUGAAGGUGGCAACACAGGUAACUAGGGUGCUGAAGAAGGCAUGUGGCAUACUUGCCUUCCUAGGUCGGGAUGUAAAAUCUGAAAGCUGGAAUGUUAUGUUGCAACUGGUUAGACUGCACUUGGAGUAUUGUGUACACUUCUGGUCUCACAACAGGAAGGAUGUGCUUGCAUUGGAGAGAGUGCAGAGGAGAUUCACCAGGAUGUUGCUUGGCUUGGAGGACUUUAGUUAUGGGAAGGUACUGGAUAGGCUGAGCUUGUUUUCCCUGGAGCAAAGGAGGCUGAGGAAUGAACUGAUAGAGAUAUGUAAAAUAUGAGAGGCAUAGACAGGGAAUAUAGUCAGAUUCUUUUUCCUGUGAUAGGGGUAUCAAAAAUAAGAAGGUAUGGGUUUAUGGUGAGAGGGAGGAGUUUUAAAGAGGAUUUGAGCAAAAAGUUUUUUACUCGGAGAGUGGUUGAUAUCUGGAACUCAGAGGUGGUGGUGGAAUCAAGAGGAGGGGGCGGAAUCAAAUAUAAUCACUGCACUUAAGAGUCAUUUAGACAGGUACUUGAAUCAGCAAAGCGUAGAAGGAUACGGACCUGAUGCAGACAAAUGAGAUUAGUGUAGGUGGGCAGAAAGGUCGGCAUGGACAUGGUGGGACAAAGGGCCUGUUUCUGUGCUGUACAGCCCUAAGACUCCGUGGGCACUGUACAAGCAGAAGCAGGUGUUAUAAUGCCAGUCCUGUGCAUUUAGAGUAAGAGCAGCUUCUGGAUCUCUAUGGAUCAAAAUGUAGUAGUGGGAUCAGGAACCGGAGGUCAAAAGGGUGUGGAUGGAAUGGUCCUGACCUAGAAAAACAAGCAGUCAUUCUCCUUCAGGCAGUUCCCCGGAGACGUGUGGCACCCAUCAGUCUAACGCAUGUUUCCUUGUGGUCAUUGCAAAUGGAGCAGAGCCCCAGACACUUUCAGAGAGUGAUCGCUGCUACCAGAAGGUGCUGACUUUUGGCCUCACACAAAACCCCACAACAGACCGCAGCCUGCGUGUGCUUAGAUGUCGCAGUUUCCUAUUUCAGCUGCUUUUUAAAAAGCCUCUUCCAACCCAAUCCCACCUUUCCCCAAAGUAUUCACAUCUUAAAUUUUUCACAGAAUGUUAAAGGCAGAAUACAACUGAUAAUAAUACAACUGACAAUAACACAUUUAAAUGUUUUAAUUCUUUUCUUUUUCUUAAGUGCGAUAGAUUCCACGUAUAUUUCACAACAAAGACAAAAUAUUAUCACGGCUGUCUGUGAGACAUUGACCAUAUAUCCUUGUGAAGUCCUUUUGAGAAUGUUUUAUGCAUUGCGUGACUGAGGAGCAAUAACAAAUCAUUCAGAGAGCUAUUGGAUGACUAAUACCUGAGGGGAAAAAGAUGUGCUCUGGUGAAAGAGCUAAAGAACUGAAAGGAAUGAUAUCAACAUAAGCCUUUUCUUUUUUAAUAUUUCACCAGAGGGCUGGGCCAAGUUUAGAUAGAGUUACAAUGUCAAGUGUAUGACAGGUGACAAACCCUAGUCACCAAAAUGGUGAGCUCUGUAUUACCGCAGUAUUAUACUUGAGCAAAGCCAGGACAUAAAUAACCAUUCUCUUUCUAGUUUUUCACCCAUCUCUUCCCUUGAUGCCUUCUGUUGGCAGUUUUCCUCCUGUUUCUUGCCAAGCUGAUCAUUCCUAAUGUGUGAGCCUGCACAUUUACAUCUUCUCCCUGCAAGUUCUGCCAACUUUCUGUAGGAGUUGGACACCAGCAGUCCCAUCAGAUUUCAAGGCAUUGUACGGAUGUGACUGUGAAGGACAUUGUACCUCUUUUCCUCCAGGAGGGGUCACUGCAAAGCAACCGCAGCUUUCUCUCCUGCUAAACCCUAGGACAAAGAGGUCAAUUGUUGUGUCCUGUUAUCUGAUCAUCCUAUACCCCAAAGAAUGUGAUCUGUGCAUGCACGCGCGCGCACACGCACACACACACACACACACACACACACACACACACACACACACACACACACACACACAAACACAAAAUGUUAAAAUGGAAAAAGACAAUAACAAUUCCAUUUUGAGUAGGGAAGCAGAAUGCGUCCUUGACCAACAGUGUGGCUUCUGAUCAUAAAUUCUUGAUACAAUAUGUCUAAUUAUAAAAUACAUCAUCUUCGAUGAAUGAGCUGUUGUUGCUGGAGUGUGAAUGGUGUGGGUGGCUUCCAGUGCUUUGCCCUAGUGUUCUGUGCAGCUCCACUCCACUGGAGCUGGCUUCUGGAAGGUACAGGCAGUUAGGAGGGUCAUGAGUCAAGGUUCCUGUGAGCGAUGUGUUAUGGGCAGGAUGGAGGGUAGCCAUGUCUAUUUGCACUGGUUCACCAGCUGGGCUGUCCACAGAUGAUGAGAUGGGAGUCACAACAGUGCAAGGCCCUUCAACGUUCAGAGAGUAAAAGCCUUGAGACCCAUUUGAGGAUUGAUCUUCAUAAUAAAUAUCCUCUGUAUCUAUAAAAAAAAGAAAAAUUAUAUUAAACUAAUAAAAGUUUAUCAGUGAUGAUCUCUUGGUGAUGGCCUCUAUAUGAAACAUUGAUGUGUUCAUCGCCUCAGAGAAUGUUGUUGUUAUGGGCUCCACAGCCUUUAGUGGGCAUUUUAGUGUUAACUACAUUGUUCAUGGGUAGUAGAAACAAAAUGGUAAAUACCCAACAUACUGGUAAAAUAGGAAAUCUCACCUAACAUUUGCCUCAAGUUAUCAGCAGUUACAUCAGAAUCUUAUAUUGGAGAGUCACA